Molecule: messenger RNA, 2204 nt
Organism: Pseudopipra pipra
Lineage: Eukaryota; Metazoa; Chordata; Aves; Passeriformes; Pipridae
Product: cadherin-related family member 5-like
Exons: 15
Coding region: 1-2088 (695 amino acids)
Biological process (GO): adherens junction organization; multicellular organism development; calcium-dependent cell-cell adhesion
Cellular component (GO): catenin complex; adherens junction; membrane
Molecular function (GO): cadherin binding; calcium ion binding
Source: RefSeq, a predicted model, not a curated record
AUGGCCGCGUCCUGCCCCGCGCUCCUGGCCGCCUGCCUGGCGCUGCACCUGGCCACAGCGCGGGGCGACGGGUGCAGCGGCUUCGGGAACCUGUUCACGGAGAUCGCGGAGAACAGCGCCCACGGCAGCCUGGUGGCACUGCUGCCCCCGCCGGGGGACACGGGGGGCACGGGGGGGCUCCAGCUCUGCCUGGUGGGCGCCGACGCCGCCUGGUUCUACCUGGACGGGCGCAGCCUCAGGCUCAACGUCUCGGACGGGCGGGCCCUGGACCGCGAGGAACUGGAGUCCCCGGUGCUGAUGGUGGCCCUGACCUGUGCCGAGGACGGCUCCUCCCCGGUCGAGUUCCGGAUCAUCGUCCAGGUCCUCAAUGAGAACGACAACAGGCCCCACUUCCAGGGGGCCACCGUCCUCACCCACAACGUCAGCGAGCUGGCGCCGGUGCACUCGGUGGUGUUCAGCGCCCAGGCGGAGGACGCGGACGGGGACACGCUCAUGUACGUCAUCGACACGGCCUCGCCCGACGCCCGGUUCUUCCGCAUCGACCUCCCCAACAGCGGGCGCGUCGUGCUGGCCAGAGCCCUCGACUUCGAGAGCCGGCGGCACCUGGAGGUGGUGGUCACGGCCGUGGAGAUGAACACCCGGGAGCGGUUCAACGCCUCCGCCCGGGUGCGGGUGAACGUGCUGGACGGGGACGAUCAGUACCCGCAGUUCCUGCCCUGCACCCCCCGCGCCCCCCACGGCCCCCACGUCUGCACCAGCCCCGUCUACACCGCCAACGUCACCGAGGGGCAGCUCCAGGAGGGUCCCCUGAGCUUCAGCCCCGGCGCCGUCUACGCAGAGGACGGGGACAGGGGGCUGCGGGCGGCCAUCACCUACUCCCUGCUGGCAGGCCAGGAGAGCGGCCGGUUCCACAUCGACAACGUGACCGGGGCCAUCACGCUGCUGCGGGCGGUGGAGAGCAGCCGCCUGACCCCCGAGAUCUGCCUCAGCGUCAUGGCCUCCCAGGUGAACGACCCCUCCAAGUACGCGGUGGCGCGGGCCCUGGUGCGGGUGCUGGCCCCGAACCGGCACCCGCCGCGCUUCCCCCGCGCCCGCUACCGCGCGUUCGUGCCCGCGGCCCCGCGCCGCGCCGCGCUGCUCCUCACCUUCGGAGGGCAGGUGCUCGCCCUGCGCGCCCACGACCCCGACUUCCCCGAGGGGGUGAACCCCCAGGUGCGUUACACCCUGAGCCCCAGCGCCAACCAGAGCCAGCAGCUCUUCCAGGUGAUGCCCAACGGGCUCCUGGUGGCCCAGGUGGACCAGCUGAGACCUGGGCAGAGCUACCACCUGAAGGUGCUGGCGCGGGACGAGGAGUCGGGCGAGACCUCGAACACGACGGUGGAGCUGGAGGUGCUGUGGCCGGGGCAGGCGGCCCCCCGGGACCCCUCGGAGCCCCCCCCCGCGCGGGGCGCGGUGCCGGCGGCGGCUCUGGCGGGGGGGUUGGGGGCGCUGCUCCUGCUCGGGGCCUUCCUCCUCCUCCUCCUCCUCGCCCUGCGCGCGCGGCGGCGGCGGCGGCGGCAGCAGCGGACGGCGGACAGGGCAGCGCUGGCCAUCGAGAAGCACCCCAACGUGAGCCUGAGGUGGUUCCAGCCGGUCCAAGCCGGCAAGUCCCCCCCGAGCCCCCCCAGGCUCUACUACCCCAACGAGGGGUACAGCGAGGUGGGAGAGGUCCCCCCCCCGCCCCCCCCGCCCCCUCCGCCGCCCCCCCCCGGGCCGCCGGCCCCCCAGCCCCCCCCCGCCCCCAAACCACAGGCCAACUCCGUGGGGCGGCCGGGGGGGGUUUCCCCCGGGGGGGGCUCCCCGGGGGGGUCCCCGCCUCCCACCCCCGCCAGCCCCAGCCCCCCCCGCGCCCCCAGCCCGGGCGAGGUGUCGGGGGGCCCCGCGGAGGUCGGGGGGAGCCCCACGCCGGGGGGGCGGCGGGGGGGGACCCUGGGGGUGCUGCCGGCGCUGGAGGAGGUGAGCGAGGAGAGCCUGGAGGAGGGGCCGGGGGGGGACCCCCGAGUGCCCCCCCCGCUGCUGCAGCUGCUCGAGGACUCCAUCGAGUGCUGAGGGGGGCGGGGGGGGCGCGGGGCGGCGGCUGCUGGAGCGGGACAACAAUAAAGAGCCGGAGAGACCCCGGGGGGCACGGGAGGGGCACGGCCCCCAGACCCGCUCCCCUGGGGUGC